Bipolaris victoriae FI3 is the source of this 270-nucleotide messenger RNA. RefSeq lists its product as hypothetical. The coding region runs from base 1 to 270 and encodes 89 amino acids. The transcript has a single exon. NCBI's taxonomy places the organism in Eukaryota, Fungi, Ascomycota, Dothideomycetes, Pleosporales, Pleosporaceae. The record is from RefSeq and is a predicted model, not a curated record.
AUGGACCGUGUGGGAGCUGAGGACGUGGUUGACGCGGUAGAGACCUGGGGCACUAGGGUAGGCGAGGUCCGAUGCUCGCUUUUUCCUUCCUCUCUCUCUAUCUGGGUGCCGCUACAUAUCUUGCAUGGCAGAGGCCAGAGGGUGGGUGGUGGAGGAGUGUCAGUGGAAGAGCAUAAGAAGCUACAAGCCGUGAGUGGCAGGGUGCAAGCGAAGAUUGAUCAUAGAGUGGGGGGCGGGCAUGCAGGUGCGCGCCAUGUUCUCGUUGACUAG